AUGAGUGAUACCAAAACUACUGUCCGUAAGGUCUAUACAAAAAAACGCCCGUCUGGUCUCAGCCGCUAAUGUUUUCCGGAAAAUCAAUGCUACUGGAGUUGUGAUCCUUACCGUCUACUUUGAAUUCGUGUUGGCAAUACUAACGCUCGUUGAUGAAGACUAUGAAACGAUGGUCACAAGAAAGUUUAUUGCACCUUUAGCAGUGGAGAAGGAAAUGUCUUCCUCUCUAUUCUGGAGAAGGGAGUACUUGAAAGAUCCUGCUUUGUCGCUCAAUUCGAUCGGAGAAACCGCGAUGCGUGGAACCCUCUUUUUCUGGGGCUUUCAUUGA
Messenger RNA from Lachancea sp. 'fantastica', 328 nucleotides. NCBI's taxonomy places the organism in Eukaryota, Fungi, Ascomycota, Saccharomycetes, Saccharomycetales, Saccharomycetaceae. The record is from the annotation of a GenBank genome assembly.